AUGAGUGGAGACGAAGCAGAAAAGACCCUUAGAGAGUGGGCCACUCAAGAGGUCAACCAACAGCCCAUUUGCAUUACGUUUCCAAAAGCUCAGAACUUCAAACUUAAAUCUAGGUUGAUUCAUCUUCUUCCCACUUUUAGAGGAUUGGAAAACGAAGGCCCACAUAAAUUCCUCAAGGAAUUUCAUUUGGUUUGUUCAGGAAUGAAGCCACAUGCUGUCACAGAAGACCAGAUAAAGUUAAGGGCAUUCCUCUUUUCACUUCAAGAUUCUGCAAGAGAAUGGUUGUAUGAACUCCCAUCAGGUUCCAUCACCACUUGGACAGAACUCGCAAAGCUGUUUUUAGAGAAAUACUUUCCAGAAACACGAGUCUCCAGUCUCAGAAGAGAAAUCCUUGGUAUCAAACAAGGAAAAAGACAAGCUUUACAUACCUACUGGGAGAGAUUCAAGAAGUUGUUGGUCCGUUACCCCCAACAUGGAAUUAGUGAUUACCAGCUCUAUAAUUGUUUCUGUGAAGGUCUAACACCCAUGGAAAGGCGGCUUAUAAAUGUUUCCGGUGGUGGUUCUUUGGGUGACAUGACCAUAACUGAAAUCAGAGAGCUGAUUGAGAAGCUGGCGAUCGAGUCUAAACAUUCCGGGAAUGAAGACGAUUGGUAUCUAGAUCAGCCAAGAGGGGUCAAGGAAGUCAACAAUGUUCAUCUGGAAGCUCAGAUAUCUGAAUUGACAAAAGUUGUGCUGCUCUUGACUAAAGAAAAAGCAGCUGCAAAGAAACAAUGUGGGAUUUGCUUAAAGACUGAUCACCAUACAGAUAUAUGCACAAUAUUGCAAGAGGAUACAAUUACAGUCAAAGCUGUCGGGGGCUACCAACAGAAUUUUCAAAAUAAUUAUCAGCAGAAACAACAAUUUCAGCCUCCACCCGGAUUUCAACAGCAGCGAAAUUUUCAGCAGCCAGGCUUUCAGCAAAACUUUCAGCAGCAAAAUUUCCAGAAUUAG
Lactuca sativa (garden lettuce) is the source of this 990-nucleotide messenger RNA. NCBI's taxonomy places the organism in Eukaryota, Viridiplantae, Streptophyta, Magnoliopsida, Asterales, Asteraceae. The record is from RefSeq and is a predicted model, not a curated record.